Molecule: messenger RNA, 3067 nt
Organism: Leptopilina boulardi
Lineage: Eukaryota; Metazoa; Arthropoda; Insecta; Hymenoptera; Figitidae
Exons: 14
Coding region: 83-2977 (964 amino acids)
Biological process (GO): proteolysis
Molecular function (GO): serine-type endopeptidase activity
Source: RefSeq, a predicted model, not a curated record
UUUUUUUUGGAAUUUUUUUUCAUUUAGUAAAAAAAAAAGCGUCUUGAAUUUUUUUUGAUACUCCUAAUUAUUUAUUAACGCGAUGUUUAAUUUUUUAUUAGGAUUAAUUUUUAUUUUCAUCAACGAUGUCAUUGCUGGAAGGAACGAUUGUUACUUGCCAUCAGGACAAUUGGGAGACUGUGUUUUUUACAACCAAUGUCCUUCUAUGAUAAAUAUUUUUAAUUCUGCCGGAAAUGAUCGAACUUCAUUAAAUUACAUAAGAGCUUAUCAAUUUUAUGAAAGAUCUAAAUGUGGUUCAGUAGGAGGGCAAGAUAAAAUAUGUUGUAAACUUCAACAUGCACCGAAUCAAAGUCAACAACCGAAUCUACCGGAUGUUACAAGACAUCCUAAUCUAAGAUUAUUAGAUCAUACAAGAUGUGGACCUUACAGUGAAGAAAAAAUAGUAGGUGGUGAAGAAACUGGAAUUUUUGAAUUACCCUGGAUGGCUUUACUUACACUUCAUCGUUAUAAAAAUGAUCAAGUUCAUUUUUUUUGUGGCGGUACAAUAAUUAAUGCACGACAUAUUUUGACUGCUGCACAUUGUGUACAAACAGUUAAUCAAAUUAUUGAAGUAAGAGUUGGAGAACACAAUACAAACACUGAACAAGAUUGUACAUAUAAUACAUGGGGACAAACUAUUUGUGCACAUCAUUUUCAAACGAGACGUGUUGAAAAAAUUUUCAUUCACCAAAAUUAUAGUUCAAUUAAUAAUGUAAAUGACAUUGCUCUUUUGAGAUUAAAAACUGAUAUUAAUUUCAGUUUGAAUAAUGUCAGACCUAUUUGUUUACCUAUUGGAACAGCUAGAACUCUUUUAAAUCAAGAGGGUAUUGUCAGUGGAUGGGGAAGAACAAAAGUUCAAGCUGUGAGUACAAGACUUCUAAAAACUACAAUUCCCAUAAAAUCAAAACAAGAAUGUAAUAGAUAUUAUAAUGGUUUGACUAAUAAACAAUUUUGUGCUGGAGGAACGCAUGGAUAUGAUUCUUGUACUGGCGAUAGUGGGGGGCCAUUACAAAAUAUUGCCAGAUAUAACAAUCAAAACAGAAUGGUUCAAUAUGGAAUAAUUAGCUACGGACCAACCGAAUGUGGCAGUACUGGACAUCCUUCUGUUUAUACAUCAGUUCCACAUUACAUGGACUGGAUAUUAGAUUAUAUUAAUUUAAAUUCAUUUGCAACUUUAACCAAUCAAUUUACUUCAUUUCCUCCUGAUGUGAAAAAUCAUAAAAAUUUACAAUUUCUCAAUCAUGAUUUAUGUGGACCAAUUAAUGAAUUCAAAGCAUUUGGUGGGACUGAAGUUGAAAUUUACGAUUUUCCAUGGAUGGCUUUAUUGCAAUAUGAAGUUAAAGAUGGAAAUAAAACAUAUCUUCGAUUUUUAUGUGGCGGUUCAAUAAUAAACAAUCGUUAUAUUCUAACAGCUGCACAUUGCGUUAAAUUUCACUAUAAAAAUGCUUUAUUGAAAUCAGUGAGAUUGGGCGAACAUAAUUUAAAUACAAAUCCAGAUUGUGAUAUGAAUUAUUAUAACAAAGAAUUGAUUUGCGUUGAAAAAUAUCAGGAAUAUGAAAUUGAAAAAAUAAUUCCACAUCCAAAAUAUAAUUCAGUUUUAUUAGGAAACGAUAUUGCAUUAUUGAAACUAAAUCGUGAUAUUGAUUUCACUAUUAAUAUUAAACCAAUUUGUUUGCCCAUUGGUCGUGCUUCAAAUUUACUUCAAAAAAUGGUAACGGCAAGUGGAUGGGGAUUGACGGAAAAAAUGUCAUUUAGUGCUAAUUUAUUAAUGGUGCACUUGCCAAUAAUUUCAAAUGACGAAUUUCACAAUGUUGCUGGAGAAAUAAUCAUGUUUCCUGUAGAAGAAUCCUGUCAGACAUCGUCAGGAAAAAUUGGAAUUUGCAUUAAUUUAAAUAAAUGUGAUGCUUUAAUGGAUACUGUUAAAAGAGAAGGACUAACAUCACAAUCAACUUUACAACAAUUAUAUAGUGCUACAUGUGGAUUUGAUGGAAAAACACCUAAAGUUUGUUGUGAAAAUCAGGAAACAAUAUCAUUGGAACAGCCAAAUAGAGUAGCUGAGAUUCCAAUAAUGAUACCAGAUCCACCAGACGUGACUCAACAUUCAAAUUUAAGAUUAUUGGAUUUAGAUUUAUGUGGACCAAUAACAGAACAAAAAAUUGUUCGCGGUAAUAGAACGGGUGUUUUACAAUAUCCAUGGAUGGCAUUAAUUGCCUAUAAAAUUGGCGAUUCACCACCAGAAUUUCGUUGCGGUGGUACAGUUAUUAAUAAACGUUACAUUUUAACCGCAGCUCAUUGUUUAACUGAUCUUCCAAGUGGUUUUAAUGUAAUUGGAGCAAGAGUGGGGGAUCAUGACACGAGUAAGGAGAGAGAUUGUGAUGUUGAUAAAUAUGGUAUGGAAAUUGUUUGUGCCGAAAGAUAUCAGGAUUUUGGUAUGGAAAGCAGUCACAUUCAUCCUGAAUAUACAAAGUCAAAAUUACAAAAUGAUGUUGCUCUGAUAAGACUCGAUAAUGAUAUUGACUUUCGACCUGCGAAUGCAAAGCCAAUUUGUUUACCACUAAGUCCAGCGACAAAAAUUACACAAAAAAAGGUGACAGUUACAGGAUGGGGAAUAACGGAAAAUAGAACAGCAAGUGAAGUAUUACUUCAUGUAAAAUUAAGUGUAGUGCCAGUGGAAAAAUGCAGGGAAAAUUAUAAAAGUUUUGCACAAAUUGAUUAUAAACAAAUGUGUGCAGGUGGAAAAGAUGGAAUGGACUCGUGUCUCGGUGAUAGUGGAGGACCACUUCAAAGUGUCACAUUGUACAAUGAUAAAGAUGCACGAUUUGUACAAUUUGGUAUUGUUAGUUUUGGACUUAAAAUAUGUGGCGUCGAAGGAUAUCCCGGUGUUUAUACGCGCGUCGAUUAUUAUAUUAAUUGGAUUCUAAAUUCCAUGAGAGACUGAGUUAUUAUUUUUUAUAAAAAAAAAAGAGAAAAAAAUUCGUAUACAUUUUUUUAUAGAGUGGUCACUGAAGCAAAAAAAAAAAAAAAAAAA